UGAGUUUUACAUCUAACCAUUUUUUUUUUUAAUGAUGUUAAGCCUGACCUUUACUGGUAUCAUUGUGACUAGAGAGAUUACGGAAAACUGACAGGAAUGUCUUUUUCUUCCCCACUAGUUCGCUGUAAAUUUUCGACAAAGUCCGUCAAGUUUUUCACGUAUGAGGAAAUUUUCCAAAUGUUGGCAAGGAAAAAAAUCAAUGAACACAUGUGGUCAAAAAUUUAAAAAUCGUGGAUACGAUCUGUAGAUGACACAUUUGUGCUUUGGAAACACAAUUAUGGCCAUCUAAAGAGAUUCUUAUAACAUCUAAAUAUUAAAAAUGCCAACAUACAGUUCACAGUAAAAAUUGAAAAAACGAACAUCUAUCUUUCUUAGAUGUACUAGUUGACACGGCACCGCCGUGAAAUAGCCGAAUUGUAAAUUCGACACAGAAAUGUACAUAAAAGCACAAAUAUCGACAGAUACCUAUAACCGAUUCAUACUAAUACCCUACACAGAAAAUGAAAUUAAUAUAUACAAUGGCUAUAACAACUGUAAGAAUAGCUAAGACGAUGUAAAAGAAGAAUAAACGUAUCUACGGCAAUGAAUUUAAAAUAAUGGCUAUGCGAUUACAAACAUUAAGAAAAACAAAGAAGACGAUAAGAUUGGAACUCUUAUUUUUAUGUACGUACAAAAAUUUCUGAUAACAUCUCAAGAAUCACUAAAAAAUGCAAAACAAGAACCGAACACAGGCAUAGAAACACUACUUACGAAUUUCGAAGGACGCUUUAGCGUAAUUACAAAAACUAGGUGACUAUAAAAUUGUUCAUAUGACAAGUUAUAUAUUAGAGAACAGGAAGAGAAUGCAACAAAAACAUGAAAAAGGUCGAGACUAUCAAAGAGCGAAAAAUCCGUAGUAUCUUAACACGCCAAAAACAGUGGACACAAAAUUAGAUUUGACGAGUUCAACAUUUUAAAUAAAGAUGCUCAUUCUUGUAAACAUGUUUAUUAGAAGUGAUGAAAAAUCGAAAAAUGCCAAAAAAACCAUAGUUGAGAAGACGAAUGGAAAAUUAUUAAGAUUGUUACCUAUAAUAUACCAAGAAAAAAUAUACCAGGUAAAAAAGAAAAAACAUAAUAUGUGAUAAAGUUAAUUCGAUUUAUCAGAAAUUCGCCGGUGUAGAAAAGGAAGAUUAAAAUAUCAAGAAAUGACGAAAAUAGCAAUCUAAAACUAAUCGCAGAUAAAAACAACAUCAAUAACAGACUGUCGUUAUCAACAACAAAAAAUAAUCAUGACAUUAUCGCUUAUCAUCCGAUUACCAAUAUAAAAAUAAGCCAUGCAAACACAGUGAUAAAGAGGCAGUCUGGAUUUCUAGAGCCGUUUACACAAUACAAAGCAAAGCUGCAACAUAGUUACAACUUCGGACCUGUAAUUUUGCUCCAAAUAUGAAUUUUACAACGAGUUCGAAACAUCAGCACAAAACUUUAUAAAAUUUAUAAGCUAAGUGACAAUUUUGGACGAUAAACAAUAAAAAUGAAAUAAUAGAUGCUGUUAAGAAUCAUCGAGUUGUGAUAAUAGCUGGCGAUACAGGUUGUGGGAAGUCAACUCAAAUUCCUCAAUAUUUAUCGAAUGCUGGUUAUAAGUGUAUUGCUUGCACGCAACCACGUAGAAUAGCUUGCAUAUCACUUUCCAAAAGAGUUGCUUAUGAGUCCAUGUCUACUUUUACCAAUGAUGUUGGCUAUCAAAUACGAUUUGAGAAGACAGUAAAUAAAAACACAAAAAUUUUAUUUUUAACUGAAGGAUUAUUGCUGAGACAAGUAUGUGGAGAAGAUUUGCUGUCGCAAUAUGAUGUUAUUGUUUUGGACGAAAUACAUGAACGUCAUUUACAUGGCGAUUUCUUGUUAGGAGUGAUGAAGUGCUUGUUACAACAACGAUCUGAUGUUAAACUUGUUCUUAUGUCUGCUACCAUUAAUGUGGAUUUAUUUAAUAAAUAUUUUUCUCCUUUGGCUAAACUAAUACAGGUUCCGGGUCGCUUGUACCCUAUAAAACUAGAAUAUCAUCCAAUUAUUAGUGAAAUGAAAGUUCUUGGUAAAAAAUCCGAACGUUUUGAUCCGUCACCAUUUGUAAAAAUUCUACAGAUGAUCGAUAAAAAAUAUUCUAAGCACGAGAGAGGUGAUGUGUUAAUGUUUUUGAGUGGUAUGGCUGAAAUUACGGCUGUGGCAGAUUCAGCACGGGUGUACUGUGAAAAAGCAGACUCUUGGAUCAUCUUACCUUUACAUAGUUCUAUGUCUUUAGAUGAACAAGACAAAGUUUUUGACUAUGCACCAGAAGGCACACGGAAGUGCAUUAUAUCAACAAAUAUUGCCGAGACUUCAAUUACAAUUGAUGGCAUAAGAUUUGUAGUCGAUUCCGGUAAAGUGAAAGAGAUGAGCUAUGAUUCGGCAAGCAAAGUACAGAGACUUAAAGAGUUUUGGGUAAGCAAAGCAAGUGCCGACCAACGUAAAGGAAGAGCAGGUCGUACUGGCCCCGGAGUUUGUUACCGUUUGUAUUCCGAGGAUGAGUUUGAAUCUAUGGCUGAAUAUAGUACACCUGAAUUACAAAAAGUGCCUUUAGACUCUCUUUUGCUUCAAAUGGUAGCUAUGGGCUUACCAAAUGCUCGUUUAUUUCCAUUUAUCGAACCGCCGCAGCCAGAAAGCGUGGAAAAUGCUAUUGAAUCAUUAAAACAAUAUGGUGCUAUAACAAAAGAAGAGAAACUGACUCCUAUUGGUAACAUGUUAUCUCGAUUACCUGUCGAUAUACCUCUUGGGAAAAUGCUUAUUAUGGGGUCUCUUUUUGAUCAGUUAGAACCUGUUUUAUCUUUAGCUUGUGUACUAUCAGUUCAAACACCUUUUACAAAUAAAGCCUAUAAAGAUCCCGAAUGCGAGAGAGCUAGAAUGGAUUUGGAGUCUGACCAUGGGGAUCCAAUUAUUUUAUUGAAUGCGUUUAAACAAUGGUUAGAGUUAAAGAGUGAUGGACAAAACAUUAAUACCCGUCAAUGGUGUAAAAGAAGAGGAUUCGAAGAACAGCGUUUCUAUGAAAUGACAAAGUUGCGUCGACAGUUCAAAGAUCUAUUAGACGAGUGUGGUUUGGUAAAAAACGAUGAAAAAAAUAUGGACGAUAUGACUAGUGCUGAAAGAGCUCUAAGACACGGCGAAUUGAAGUUAUUGCGUGAUAUGAAAAAAACACAUAAAGAAGAAGAGUCAAGAAAGCGAAAAGUAUUAAAAAAAGACGUUUGGGAAGUUGAAGAAAAUGUAGAUACGGAAGAUGAUACUGUUGAUAUAAGAGACAUUGAUUUUCGACUUAGACAUAAUCAACGUCAAGUUAAGCAAUUAUUAAAAGGAACUACAGCAAUUAGUUACAAAGAUUUAAUGAUGUUAAAAAUAAUUUUAAGUAGUGGUUUAUAUCCUCAUAUAGCUAUAGCUGACGAAUUCAAUUCUUGUAAGACAACUAAAGAACAUUUAUUUCACACUGAAGGUAAACCGUUUGUUUCACUUCAUCCUAUGAGCUAUUUUGGUAAUCAUUCCGAAGUACUACAGUUGACUGAAUUAGAUGUACAACAUGUUCCUGAUUUUAAAAGCAAAAGUACUAUCAGUUCGAAACAUCAAAUUUUGAUUUACAUGUCUUUGCUAGAAACUACUAAAGCGUACAUUAUGAAUUCCUUAAGAAUGCCCGCUAUACAGACUCUUUUGUUAUUUAGCAGAAAUAUUUGUACCAAUAAGAAUUUUUCCCAAGUAGUUUGUGAUUCCUGGUUACUAUUGGAGUUUCCACUGUCGGAGGCAGCUGAAACGUUAAUAGUUAGAGCAUCUAAGCUACGAAAUACUUGGGAAAGACUACUCAAACUGAAAUUAGAUGAAAAGAGUAAUAGAAAAGCCGAAAAACAGUUAGCAGAUGAUAUGGUUCGAUUCAUGUACGCUGAUGUUGGUUAUACGAUUAAGCGUUUAUUGGCUGCAGACCAAAAAGUCUUAUAUCUUGGCCCUACAGGCGAAGACGUCCAAUUUUCUGGUUGCAAUCCUUUCAGUGAUGUGGAUUGGCAUGUAUGUGAAGAUGAUAAAUUUGGUGGUCUUCGGUUAUCACCUUAUUUGACUUAUGAUUGUUUGACGGGUCAAAGUCAAGAGGUCUACGAACCAUGGCUUUGUCCCUUUUGUGAAAAUACAAUAGAAAUAAUGAGUGCACUCGAAAGGCUGCAACAUAAACAAGUUUGCCACUCUCAAUGUAUUAGUGACUCAACACAAGGUGAUAUUAAUGAUCAAACAAUAAAAUUGAAACCUAAUGCGAAAAAAUAUGAAUGUGAUCAAUGUUCAGAAGUUUUGUAUUUGACACCAACUGAUAUUUUAAAGCAUAAAAAAUCACAUUUACAGUGAUGCUCAUUAUUUAAUUAUAACUAAUUUUACAAAUAUUCUCAAAACAUUUUACAAUUACUAUGAACACUUAAUUUAUUAUACCAUUUUUUUAUACUACAAGAAUAAUUACUUUCAUUAAAUCAAUUUCGUUGUUA
Daktulosphaira vitifoliae (grape phylloxera) is the source of this 4511-nucleotide messenger RNA. Its product is annotated as probable ATP-dependent RNA helicase DHX34. Lineage: Eukaryota; Metazoa; Arthropoda; Insecta; Hemiptera; Phylloxeridae. Gene Ontology annotation, biological process: nuclear-transcribed mRNA catabolic process, nonsense-mediated decay. Gene Ontology annotation, molecular function: ATP binding; RNA binding. The record is from RefSeq and is a predicted model, not a curated record. The transcript is spliced from 17 exons. Gene Ontology annotation, cellular component: intracellular anatomical structure. The coding region runs from base 1690 to 4377 and encodes 895 amino acids.